AUGGUUCUAAUCGGCGGCGGAACUCUCCUAGGACGCGCCGGCACGCGCGGCAGGAAGCAGCAGAGCCGUUUAAUAUAUGGACAGGAACUUUAUUUACAUGGAAAUUCUAUUGGAGAUGAAGGAAUCCGUUCUUUGAUGGCGGGAUUAUCUGCACAUAAAGGGAAACUUACACUUCUAGACAUUGGCAACAACUCAUUAACAUCUAAAGGUGCAUUCCAUGUCGCUGAGUGUGUUAAGAAGAGCAGAAGCCUUUUGUGGUUGAACCUUUAUAUGAAUGACAUUGGCGAUGAGGGAGCCGGAAAAAUUGCAGCUGCUUUAAAGGAAAAUCGGUCAAUAACAACAUUGGAUCUGGGUGGAAAUAACAUUCACGCUGAUGGUGUUAAUGCCGUUGCUCAAGUUUUAAAAGAUAAUUUAGUGAUUACCACUUUGGAACUUAGUUAUAAUCCCAUUGGACCAGAUGGAGCCAAGGCCUUGGCUGAAGUUCUCAAGUUUCAUGGGAACUUAAAAACUCUUAAGCUUGGUUGGUGCCAGAUAGGAGCAAAAGGUGCAGAGUUCAUUGCAGAUGCUUUAAAAUACAAUACCACAAUAUCAAUUUUGGACUUGCGAGCGAACGGACUACGAGAUGAAGGUGCACAGUGCCUGGCUCGCAGCUUGAAAGUGGUUAAUGAAGCUCUAACCUCUCUAGAUUUAGGAUUCAAUGAAAUAAGGGAUGACGGAGCUUUUGCUAUUGCUCAAGCACUCAAGUCUAAUGAUGAUGUAGCUGUUACAUCCCUUAACAUUGCAAGUAACUUCCUUACAAAAUUUGGGCAGGGUGCCUUGGCUGAUGCAAGAGACCAUGUCUUGGAGAUGACCGAAAAGGAAAUCAACAUCUUCCUCUAGAAGACAUUAUAUUCUGCAAUAAAUAUUUUUUUAUAAAAGAGCAUUUUUCUUUUAAUUUUGCAUAUAUGCUGCCGGCAAUUACUGGUAAGAACUCGUCAUGUCAAAUUUUUUAGUUCUAACCAAUUUAUCGAGGGAAAGUAUAGAAAUUUGUUCGCAGUUUAGCCUUAUAUUGUUGAUCUUGAAACCGUUACAGCGGUUGGAUGAUACAGUUGACAACAAUAGUGAUAGCUUGUCGGUAUAGUUAUCAUGUGCAGAUGGAGUUUAGUUUUGGCAGCAGCAGAUUUUUCCUCCGAAUCAUAGUUGCUAAAUUACGUAGAGUUAUCAAAUGGAAGUUUUAAGAUGAGUUUUGAAUUAUUAAUUUAUGUUGCUAAUUUUGUUGCAUACGGUAGUGUGCUCGAAGCUCACUCUAGUCUUUUGU
Vigna umbellata (rice bean) is the source of this 1297-nucleotide messenger RNA. The record is from RefSeq and is a predicted model, not a curated record. NCBI's taxonomy places the organism in Eukaryota, Viridiplantae, Streptophyta, Magnoliopsida, Fabales, Fabaceae.